Molecule: messenger RNA, 3345 nt
Organism: Closterium sp. Yama58-4
Lineage: Eukaryota; Viridiplantae; Streptophyta; Zygnematophyceae; Desmidiales; Closteriaceae
Source: the annotation of a GenBank genome assembly
AUGCGUCAAAUAGGGGCGCAUCUCGACGCCCUAAUAGCAGCCAUGGGCCAGCAGCAAUCUGCAUCUCGCCGUCAUCCUCUGACAUCACGUCAAUUGGCGGAAUCAGGAAACAAUGUGACCAAGGCGGUGCGGCAGCAUGUGCUGCACGGCGCAGCGACUGGCGACAACCAACCAGACGCGCUGGGUGAAAGUCCCAGGUCGUCCGCAGCUGUUGCAGCGGAGGAUCCCUUUUCCGCAAGCGGCGGGUUAAUCGGGAGAGAGAGCUCGGCGGGGGAGGGGAGCGCGCGCGGAAUGGCGGAGGUGUGCGGAAUGUCGGUGCUGGAGGCGGUGGAAGGGCUGUCUGAGGCGGAGCUGCUCGAGUUCCGCGACUGGCUGACCUCCGCGUGGCGGUGCGCCAAAUGCGGCAACGAGCGGGAGGACUGGACGAGGCGGCAUCGCCUGAGGGCCAUCUUCGAAGCAGUGGGCAUGCACCAACCGUCCUCUGCGCCUCUCGCCACUGUCCAACCUGCCUCCUCCUUGUCGUUCCCCGUUCCGCCUGCUCCGCCCAGCCCUCUGCUUUCCCCCACUCCCUCCGCGACGCCGCCAGUGCCCCCCCGGCGCCCGCCAGUGGGCAGUAACCGCCUGUCUCCCGCCAAUGCUUCGGCCCUCCCGCCCCUGUCCCCCACGUUCGGGUCGAGCCUAGACGCUCAUCCGCGCUCGUUUGGCAGCGCGGAGGCCCACGGGAAGGCGCACUUCUCCCCGCACUCCGCGGCCGCACUUACGCGCGCGGCCGACGAGAACGCGCAAGGCGCUAUAGAACAGGGGGGAGCUGAUGGCGGGCUGGCGGAACGUGCAGAGGAGGGCGCGGGCGGGGGAACGGGGAUGGCAGCGGGGGAGGCAGCGGAGGCGCGGACGGGAUACAAGCUGUGGGGGCGCAAGGGCGGCGGCAGCCGCAACGCAGACCCGCUCGCGCUCGCUUCCCUCUCCGCCGCAGCAGCCGCCAAUGGGGGGAGCGGUGGCGGCGCUGCUGCCGCUGGUGGUGGGUUGAGUGGGGCGGGCGGGGGAGGCAUGCGCCCGCCGCCGUUGCGGCGCACUGUCACCGCCACCGCCGCCAUGACCUCCUCGCUUCUCUCCGCCGCCGCCGCUGCCUUCGCGUCCCCCGCGCACGACCUCCGCCCCGCGCAGUCCUCCUCGUCGGGAUCCAUUCCGCUCAACCCCGUCCCGCGCCCACGUCCAGCCAGUAACGACUCUUCUGCCACGUCAGCAGAGAGCGCAGGAGCUGUCCCUCCUCCCCGCUCGCCCGUUCGCUCUGCGGACAAGCCCGCCUCAGGGCCGCUCAAGGCGGCGCUGUCCAGUUCCGCGGGCGACGCGGGGGAUGUCCGCCCGCCCUCAGGCGCGCAGCGGUUCGCGCUGGGCUUUUCCAUCCCGCGCACCCACUCCGCCUCCCGCGCGCCCGCGUCUGGCGUUCCGUUGUCUACCCCGCCUCCUCCCCCGUCCGCGUCAUCAUCGCUGUCAGCCACGUCAGCAGCUGGGGGCACGAGCCUCCAUAGGGGAUUGUCGGGGAGAUUGAAAGGCGCGCUAGGCGGGCUUGGGGGGCUGAGGCGCGCGCGGUCGGAUGCGGCGCAGCUGGCGGAAAUGAUGGCAGCGAGCGGGGACCUCGUUGGGGGGAACAGGGACGGGGGAGCGGAUGGGGGUGCAGCCGUCGGGGGGUUGGGGGAGAUUGAGCUGUUGGCGGCGACGGCAGAGGAGGGGGAAGGCGGAAAGGGUGGCGCAGAGGGCGACAAGGUGGGGAGCGGGCUGGGCGGGCGGAGGCGGCGAGGGCGGAAGAAGAGCCUGGGGCAGGUGGGGCGGAGCGUGAGUGUGCAUGCGGGGGAGCAGAGCCCGUUCGGGCCGGGGAAUGGCGAGUACGGGGGCGAGGGGGGGUGCAGUGCGCACAGCAGCGGCAGCAGCCAGCAGAGCCAGGCGGUUGGGGGGGCCGUUUCAGGCUGCCCCAUGGGGAUGGGCGUGGCGGCAGCAUCUGCAGCAGCCGCAGCAGCAGCAGCAGCGCGGGAGGGCGGCAGUGGGCGGCGCCCCAUGCCGCGGUCGCGCAGCUACGAGACGGUGGCGCACGUGGACAGCGACAGUGGGCGCGCGGGCGGAGGCGCGUGGGCGGGCCAGGGGGGCGAGCGGGGGGAGGGAAGUAAGGGGAGCCCGGGGAGGAGCAGUGGGGGGAGUGCGGGCGGGGAGGCGGGCAGGGGGGAAGCAGAGAGGGGGGAGGCGGGGAGGGAGGGGGAAGGGCGGGGGGAGGUGUCGAUGGAUCGCAAGAUGCUGAGAGCCAUCACCACGGCGCAGAUGCUGCUGCAAUCCGACCAGGUGACGUCCUGCCCAUGCCCAUCCUACACUACACGGCCCCUCAUAUCCACCACCCACUGUCUGCUCAUCAACUUGCUGCUUCUGCCUCUCCCCUUCCCGUGCCUCCACUUUACUCCCCCCACUCUCAUCAUCCCUUUCCUCUCUCUCCUCCUUCCUUCGCCUGUUCUCUCCCGCUACCCGCGCGGCUGUGCUGCGGGGUGGCAGUCAGCGGGGGCGGGGAGGGUGUUUGAGCACCUUCUUGCAUCGCUGCUGGACAUGACGGGGUCGCAGUUCGGCCUCAUCGGCUCUGUGCUCUUCCAGGCCAACGGCUCUCCUUACCUCAAGUCACACGCAGCGUCCAACAUAGCAUGGACUGAGGAGCUGCAGGCAUGGUACCGCAACAACUCCCACCGGGGCCUUGUCUUCACCAACACGGCCAACCUGCUGGGCGCCACGCUGCUCUCCGCCGCGCCCGUCAUCUCCAACCACCCCGCCCUCGACCCGCGCUCCGGAGGGGUUCCCCCAGGCCACCCUCUGCUCUCUGCCUUCCUCGGCGUUCCCCUCAUCGUCGGGUCGGAGAUGAUAGGCAUGUACGCGCUGGCGAACAGGGCGGGGGGGUACAGCAGGGCCAUGCUGCAGGAGCUGGAGCCGCUCGCAGCCAGCACAGCCGUCAUGCUGCAGGCCGUGCACGAGAGGAAGCGCAAGCGCGACGCUGAGCUGCGCCUGCUCUCCGUCCUUCAGGUGGCGCGGGACGGGCUGAUGACGGUGGGAGGGGACGGGCGGGUGACGUGGAUGAACGGGGCGGCGUGUGCGCUGUUUGGCAUGGAGGAGCAGCAUGGCCACGCGGACGCCAUGGGGGUGGGCAUGGGCGCGCUGCACGUCAAGGCCUUCAUCCACUCCAUUGAAGGCUCGCCCCACUACCUCUCCCUCGGGCUGGAGUCGUUUGUGGGGCACAUGCGGCGCGCCACGGGCAUCAGGCGGAGGCCCGCACCGCACCUUCGUGGGACCUGCCUCCGCCCAGCCGAGGGUCAUUGA